UAAAUCGCCCCAGUAGGGCUAGAACUCGGUUCCCCUGCCAGGCCGCGUGGUCAAGUAAGCAGCGCACAAACCAAAUACCAUAGCACGGUCAAACUUCUCACAAGUCCACACAAACUACUGACAGCUUAGUAAAGUCACUUCCACAAAGCAUCAGCUAAAAAGUCUCCAAGUUGAACACUCCUGCAUGCAGCUACAAUAGCUCCAGAUUAACUAAACAAUCGGACAGGCUAAGAGGACUGGAUCUUCACAGUGGGAUUCCAUGACUGGAGGUUUAUGAUCCGGAUCUGUACUGUGGGACUCCAUGAACGUUUGUGAUCCGGAUCUGGAUUCCAUGACGGUUGUGAUCUGAGGACACUCCGAGGAGAAGCAUGAGUCAUCAGAGGACGGGUCAGAACUGGCGGGGUGGGAACCGGCGAGGUCCAAACCGACCCACGCAAAACCCAGGCAGUGUGCACAGCAGGCUGGACCGACCCACGCACAACCCAGGCAGUGUGCACAGCAGGCUGGGUGUGCCGCGGGCAGGGAACAGGAGACACGGGCCACAGCCCGGCGGUCGCAGGUGGCAGAACGCGGACCGCGGGCACGAGAGGGAAGAAGAAGGACCGUUCCUCCAAGACGCGAGAGAACGUCUCGAAGAAAGCAGACGUCGGGAGUAUGAGGAGCAAGCCGGCUUCCAGGAAGCCAUGAUCCAAGACCGGAUCUUUGUUGUAGAGAACCAGGUGUACGGGCAGGACGAAGGGAACCAGCUGUACGGUAACCAGGACGACCCCGGGCCGCCACUCGAGACCGCCGCGCCGAGCGACGUGGACUAUCGCCGCGACAACGGGUCGCUCCAGGUCACCGUUGAGUCCGGUCACCACGACGUCGACUACCGCCGGGUCCAGGUCAAAACGUCGGACUCGGAGCGAGGAAGCUACGGCAGAGAGACGAGCCCUCCUCACCAUGAGCGUUCCCCACGCCAUGAACCUUACCGGAUGUACCCUGGAGACUAUCCAGAGGUGUUGGCCCACGAAAGGUCUGUUGAGAGAGAUUUCGGGGAUCCGUAUGACCGACGUGAUGUGCGCCAUGAAACCCCAGAACGGACCGACCUGGAACACUUCGAUAUCGGAGCAGACAGGGCACGGGAGUUCAGAGAUAGAAGUCAGUCACGAACUCGGGACGACAGACGACAGUUUUCACAGGAUAGAACCAGGCGCUCCAAAGAAUUCGAAGAUGACAGACGAAGAGACAGAAGCAGGCCUCGAGACGAUGAUCGAGACAGAAACAGACUUUCUCGAGAAGAUGACCGAGAGAGAAACAGAAACAGGCCUGCAAGAAAUGUAGACGGAGAAUCUGCCCCUAACAGGCGUUCCGCAGAGCCAGUGUCUGACUGGGAGGCCCAGCUGAGAGAAAGAGCGCGGGAGUUCGGGAGGCAAGUCGAGGAGGAAAGUAGACAACGUGGCAGUCGGGAGAGGUCAGAUCCGUGGGUGGACUCUCGCGAGGAGCGCGACAGUCACAGGGAAAGUUGGGAAAGACAACGGAGAAGCCGCUCAUAUGACAGGUUAGGGGAAGAUACAACAAUGUAUGACAGAGAGCAGGGUGAAACAUACGAUCGUGGUCAGUACAGGAGGGAAGAGUUAGUCGACCACAGUGAAGCUCCAUACCGCCAUGAAGAUAGUUACAGAGACGACCGGGGCUACUCACCACCCAGGUCACCAACUUACGACAACGCUGCCUUUCCCACCGAACCGCCACCCGAUGGGCCCGGCACCCAGUACCUCCCAGGGGAGCACUCUCCACCCCUCCAACAAACGAGUUACAGCAGCGACAAUGUCUACAGAAACUUCCCAGGCAACCAAAGUCCUCACUAUGCACUGGACGAAUUCGGUCAGCCAGUUGCUAACCUUCAUAAAGAGUAUGUUAGAAGUCCCCCUGCUGGUUCCCAUGAUGACCGUAUCCAUGGUGACCGUAUCCAUGGCAACCGCAGCAGCAGCCGCACCCCCAGCCCGGUGGUGUUGCACCAGGAGGAGGAUCUGUAUGGAGGUUGGGGGAAGGGCCGCUCGUCCGACAGUCUCUAUUCUGCAGUCAGCUCCAAACCCGGCCCUGACCUGGACAGCAGGGGAGAGUACAGGCUGGCAGACAGCAGCCCUCACGGUGGAGACCCAUAUAGAACAGACUAUGAUGCAAGAGAGCGGGAGUAUGAUCAGUACAACAUUCAGGAAAUUCGGGGAAGAAGCCCUGAGUACCAGCCUUCAGGGGAUCCCCACAGGGGUGAGCAACCUUCCUGGAACAGCCGGCAGGAGGGGAGGGGGGAGCAGGGUUCUUGGAACAGCCGGCAGGAGAAGAGGGAGGGGAGAGACGCCAGGGCGAGCAGGGAUGCAGGAAGGAGGGAGAGAUACGCUGAAGAGAAGCAGGGAACGAGGGAGAGAGAGAGAGACACGAGGAGCCAGUCUGGAAGGGAAAGGGAGCGCUCAAGAAGCCGUGAUCAAGGCAGGAGGGACUCACAAAACAGGAGGGAGCAACGUACAUCGUCACGGGCACGAGAUAGAGACAGGAGAGACUACGAACAGCAGAGUGACUUGCAGAGGAGUUUGGCAGACGAAAUAAACAAGAUUCGGCAGGACCCUGAUCGAACUGACAGGCAGCGGAAAAACGAGCGCAGCAGAAGCAGCCGCGGAAACUCUCGAGAUCAGCAAAGUGAGCGAAAACGGUCAGAAAAGUCGGCAGGCAGCGGUGCUAGUAGAAGUAGAACCAGCCAACAGCGAUCGUCACCCAAGCCGUCGGGUAAAGACUCGAGAAGCGUGAAACGUAAGAGAAGCCAGAGUCUCAGUCCCAGACGUAAGUCUCGCGGCAGACAAGACGAUGCGAGAGGAAGCCGCAGCUCAAGAGACAAGGAAGGAGACAGCAGAAGGCGGCGAAGCCCACGAGACAGCCGGCGUGAUGACAGCAGAAGAGGUGAGUCUCGUGGUCGGAAAGAAGACACGAGAGAAAAGAGAACUCGCCGUCCAAGCCCUUCAGAUCAAACAAACCGAAGGCAGCAGGAGAUUGCAGAUGAGGAAAGCAGCCAGAUGUGGCCUCUGCAGCCUCCCAGUACCCUGGAGCAGGCAUCCAACUGGGCCCUAGAAACACCCCAAGUUCAUGAUCAACAUACGGGCCUGCCGCCGUGGCAGCCAGUUGGUACGCAGGGGAGUUAUCGGGAGUUUGAGACGGAUGCAAGCUCUGUGUAUCGCAGCAACACUACUCAGGAAAGUACAGGCGGAAUGGGGCCACAGACUGACUUCCACGGGGAAGGGACUAGUACUGACAUGCCUCCUGGCGAACGAGGAAGAACUAUAGUGGAAAUCCAGCCAGCCGUAGAGACAGGUAAUGCACCCGCUUCAGGCGCAAGAACAGACAUGUGGGACGUUCAAAGUGCAGGAGCCAAAACUCAAGCAGAAUCUCUCCAAUCCCAGCCUAGCCCGGCUCCACAGAAAGGUGCGACACAAGCGAACCUGGUGGAGAUUCCCUCCUUCCAGCAAGCUCAGGAGAUGAAGAAACAGCGGAGCAAGAGCUCCUUGGAAGUUCCGUCCACCCCUCAACGUUUCCCUCCAAGCAUGAGCUUCCCAGAGAAGCUGCUGAUCCUAUCGGAAAGCUACGGCGUCCGAACCCGACAAGAGGUGGAGAAUCGGAUCCACAAGUACGAGAAGGAGGUGAAGGACGGUUACCUGAACAACGUAACGGUCGAGAACAAUGAUGACAAAGCUGUAGAACACCUGGGGGAACACCUGCCGCGCGGAGGGCUCUGGAAGAUCAAGCUGCUGCGGCGAAUCGUCGUGGAGUGCCUCCCCAAGAAAACUGUGGAGAUGAAGAACAAAAUCCUGUGGCUGUGCAAGCAGCUGCUUCCGCCGGAGGGCAUCGAAGUGACGGAGGACAUCUUCACGGCGCUCCUGGCUAAGAGAGUCACGAAGUACGGCUUGAAGAAAGCGGCUCCGUGUCCAGCGACGGGGGCAAACCUGCAGCAGCCGGAGCAGAAACAGGUGAAGAACGAGGAGAAGCGAGACAUGGUGGUGGAGUACCUGCAGAGGCUGGGCGUCCCGGCGACGCGCGAGGCCGUGAACGGGAUGCUUCAGAACGAGCAGAUGCUGGAGAACAUUGAGCGGACGUUCUGGCUCCCGCAUCAGGACCGCCGCCUCGUGGAGCGGUACCUCCGCCAGAUCCGCGUCCCCAUCACCCCCGAGGCCGUCAACAAGAUCAUCGGCAACCCCGACAUCCUGGCAGACAUCAAGAAGACAUUUGGGUCUUCAAAGGAAGGGAUCCCUUCCCAGCGCGGUAACGACGAUCAUCAGACUCAGAACAGCGCCGUGGCAACAAUCUCCAUGGCAACUGCAUCACAAGAACCACCUGCAAGCUUGUCAAUGACUCGGAAGCUCACACCCAGCAGCAGCACCAAGUCUGAUGCCACAGAGGCCAGCCCCUACAAGCACCUCUUGUCAUCCAAUGCUCCUGUUCAUCAGAACCAUCCAGCAGCUCCCCUAGCGAUGUCAGGCAGUACUGCAGCCUCUGUGAUGUACACACAACCCUCUGUUCACAUGUCUCAGGCAUCUUCUAUGGGCCUGCAGCAAGCACAGAACAGCAACACUUUCGGGGGCACCACACAAAUACAUGGACAGCACCAAAGACAGUUGAUGCAAGGGGAGGGUGAACAACAGGAAAGACAGCAGGGUAGUGCACAUGGAGGGUACAAUGAGAGAGGACAGCAGCAAAGACAACUAAUGCAUGGGGAGGGAAGACAGCAGGCAAGACAACUGGACAGUUCAAAUGCGGGGUACAACAAAGGGGGACAGCACCAAAGACAGAUGGACAGUUCGCGUGGGCAUUACAUCGAGGGUGGACAGCAACCAAGACAGCUGAUGCAUGGACAGGGUCGACAGCAGGCAAGGCAGCAGAUGCAAGGGGAAGGAGGACAGCACCAAAGGCAGCUGAACAGUUUGCAGCAAACACAGAACAACAACCCUUACGGGGCCCCCACACAGAUACAUGGACAGGGAGGACAGCACCAAGGACAGCAGAUGCAUGGCGAGGGUGGACAGCACCAAAGACAGCAGGACAGUUUGCAUGGGGGGUACAGCCAGGGUGGACAGCAGCAAAGACAGCCAGAUAGUUCACAUGUUGGGUACAUCGACCAGCAGCACAGAGCAGCAGGACAGCAGAUGCACGGGGAGGUUGGACAGCACCAAAGACAGCACCAAGGGCAGCAUGCGCAGAGUGGGCAGUACGUAGGUUAUGACAGCAUGGUGCCGAGGUCAGCAGCCGCAGAAUACCAUGGAACAGUGAACCCAGGUCUGCUGCCUUCCCAGCAGCAGAUGUACAUGUACGCAUCACCCGCCGCCUUCCCCCCACAGCCUGGCAUCUCAGAGCAGCUGCAACACUUCACAGCGCAGACACCCGGCCCGGCUGCUGCAGUGGAGAGCCUGGAAAGUACUCGGGUGUUUAUCAUGGAUCUUUUCCGCCAGGUUAACCUGGCCUGGGUGCCGGAGGCUACUGUUCAGGAGAUUCUGGGGAACCGGGAACUCGUGGAGCAGAUCCAGCGAUUUCGGGCGGUAGGAAUGCCACUAGAACUGCUCGUCAACUACCUGAAGCAGUGUUUGCAGCUGGUCAACCGUCAGUAGGCAGCUGGUCAACUGCAUUCAGCAGAAUGUACUGCACCUGUGCAAAACCCAUAAUGUAUUGUGCAUAGCACUUCAGCAUCUCAUAUAAUUCAUAUAUAAGGUUAACAUAUGUUUCCACAAGAUGUCGUCCGCAAUAGGCAAAAUUCUUAUUGACCAAACAUCCAACGAAAACCGUGAAAAGUCAGGGUUUUGCACAGGCGCAGUAUGUUCUGUCAAGGUUCUUUGGUCAACCGCCGUAGGCAGCUAGCCAACUGCAAGUCAGGUGUGAAGUAAUCCUCACUGUGGACUUGACAGAGAAGACAGACACUGUGUAUAUGUGUAUAGGCUUACUAUGCUGUGGAAAUUCCCCUAACUCUUUUUGACAAGGACAACAAUCAUUGGAUCAUUGCUUCAUGUUCGGUCCUAAGGACUGCGACCCUUUCCAGUUAGUAGACAAGUCAGCUGAAAGUUCAUCUGUGUUGGUAGAAGUCAUCGUGAACCAUUUAAACUGCAGAUACAUGCGCUAUAUGCAAAGAUGCCAACCCACCACCUACAUGUACUCCAACAACUCCCAAGUGUGGAGCCUGCGAAGGCCUUCUCAUACCAACACAGAUCACCCACCAUGCCAGCAAAAAAAGGAACGGGAAGAAACUUGCAACUGCCUGCAAUCACUGCACAGGAACUCUUUAAGAUUCCAAGAACAAAGGACUCAUUUUACACCUCUGUCAUUCUUAUUUCUGGACUGAUAAAAGUUUCAGAUUUGUACUGAGAUGAGGUUAUGUUUUGUUUUUUUUGUCGGAAUGUGGGGGAUAUGCUGUGCUCUAUUUUGGUUCAAUGCUGUAUUUCUGAAAUGGGAAAGUGAAAACAAACCAUUCCAGUAGACUUUAUGUCAUGUUCUAUCUCAAGUGAAAGUUUGCAAUCAAGAUGUGCAACGUUUUUGUAAGACCUGCUUCAAAGUUUGUGUCUUAUAUUUGGGGUAUGUAUUCCUAUUAAGGAAUGAUGGAAUCGCCGAUAACAUUCCUUCUCUUUUUAUACUGGGAAGUCUGUAAUGCUAGUACUUGGUGACACCCCUUACUGUGCCAUUCUGAACUUUUUGUUAUGGGGCCAUCCCCAGCAUUUCAAUGGAAUAGACAAACUAUUUCGUUCAAAUUGUGCCAAGCCAAAUUGUGUAAUUAUUAGUGAUCAGUGUGUUUCUUUAGUUUGCCAUAAACAGAUAUGUGUCCAGAUGAUGAAGUUAUUUGUUAGAUCUGUGAAUGAUGAUGAUGUCUAAUGCUAAGGUCACAAUUCUCAACCUAGGGCAGUUUCUGAAAACAAAAAGUAUGAUAUAUAUAAUACAAGGAAACAAAGAAAGUUUUCAAAAAACUAAUCAUGACUACUAUUUGUGUAUUUUGUUGACAUGACUUAUUUUUCGUUUAUGCAAACCACCCGGCCAGGUCCUGGUUUGGAAAUGUGACCUUAGCAUAAGUUUUGUGGAUGUACGUACUGAUAGAGGUCUGUAAAUGAUACUGUUUUAAGUUAACCUUCAACAUGCUUAGGCAGCUGUU
Messenger RNA from Branchiostoma belcheri (Belcher's lancelet), 7150 nucleotides. Its product is annotated as zinc finger CCCH domain-containing protein 13-like. NCBI's taxonomy places the organism in Eukaryota, Metazoa, Chordata, Leptocardii, Amphioxiformes, Branchiostomatidae. The record is from RefSeq and is a predicted model, not a curated record. The transcript has a single exon. The coding region runs from base 369 to 5627 and encodes 1752 amino acids.